AUGAACAAUGGUGUAUGCACAGACACUAUUCGCAGUUACAUCUGUACCUGUCCUGUAGGAUAUAAAGGAAAGGAGUGCAAGAUGGCGGUAAAUGAAUGCCAUCCUGAUGCAGAAGAUGGAUGCCAGCAUUUCUGUGAACCUAGAUAUGGACUUGACUUUUACACCUGUUCCUGUGCAGCUGGCUACAAGCUUGGUGAAGAUGAAAAGUCCUGUCAACCAACAGGCAAGUCACACCAAAGGCACAUAGUACAUAGUGAUACUCAUUCAAGGAUGGCAGUUCUAAAUAUGAGAAUUAAGGCAUGGAUGGUUCUUCUCCUAAAUGCAGAAGAGACUCAACACUGUAGUGGCGUUAUAAUCAGUCAGUCUCUAGUGCUAACGACUGCAAAAUGCACAGAACAGCAUAGACCUCCAUUUGUGAUUGCCGAAAAUAAGCAAAAGAUAAAAGUAGAGGGCUAUCGUGUCCACUCUAAAUAUUCUAAGCAUACUGGAGACAACAACAUAGCCUUAGUGAAGCUGCAAGACAGUAUCAAGUUCCACAAACAUGCUUUACCCAUUUGCAUUCCUCAGAAGGACUUUGCUGAGAAUGUGUUAAUGCCACGUAUAUCGGGUACCGUGAGUGGGUGGAAGCUUCCCUCCAACAAAACUUUGGAAAUACAGCCUUUUCAAUUCUCUGCAACAGAAACUAACAAAGAACACUGUGAGUCGACUUUCAAUGUAACACUAUCAAAUCGAUUGUUCUGUGGGAAAUCAAAGAGCAGUAUGGAUUCUGCUAUAGUGGAUGGGAGCCAUUUUACCAUUGAACACAAGGGUGCCUGGUUCUUGAUAGGUAUAAUGGGCACAAAUAAUACAGAGGCCAGCAGCCCAAAUGUAUUUUUAUUUACUAAAAUCUCUAGAUAUAUAAUGUGGUUAGUACAGAACAGUGGAUAA
Molecule: messenger RNA, 927 nt
Organism: Staurois parvus
Lineage: Eukaryota; Metazoa; Chordata; Amphibia; Anura; Ranidae
Source: the annotation of a GenBank genome assembly